AUGAUUGGUUUUCAGCUAUUCCACCUAACCGCAUUUUUACACCUUAAAAAUGCUCUGCAUCGAUACCACCUCUUUAGCGGUUGCAAAAUCAUCUUUUUCAGCAGUUUUCACAGGGUCCUAGCCAUCAUGCGAGUACUUUACUUCGCUCUUUGCAUUUUGAUGGUCAUCGUCCCUUCCGCACAGGUAAAAAUAUUGCUUAUGUGA
Messenger RNA from Haemonchus placei, 204 nucleotides. The record is from the annotation of a GenBank genome assembly. Lineage: Eukaryota; Metazoa; Nematoda; Chromadorea; Rhabditida; Trichostrongylidae.